GUCAUGGGCGCCGUCUGGUCCGCCCUGCUGGUCGGAGGGGGUCUGGCCGGAGCGCUUUUCGUUUGGCUGCUGCGGGACUCGGGAAAGGAGGGGAAUGCGGAGCAGAGGAAGGACGCCCCCCCAAGGGAGGCUGCGGCUCCGGGCGAUCAGGGCGGUGGCGGCGGCGGACUGAGCCCCGGACCUUCUGCCAAACCAGAGCAUCUUCAAGAAAGCAACGGGUGUUUGGUUUCUGAGACCAAAGGUCCCGGUGACCUGCCAGGAGCAGCAUGGAGACAGCAGAGUCCUUCUGGAGAAGCUGGUAACCCUGACAGUUCGAGAGCGCAUGUUCCUUCUGGCCCGUUUCCAGACACGGAAUCUCUACCUACCUCUGAGACUGGUAACUCUGACGUUUCAAGACACGAAAGCCUUGGAUCUCCUAUGGGAGAACGGGGAUUGCAAAAAGGCCAAGAGACACCUUCCAAAGCAGUUCCAUGUUUGGCAGAGAAGUUUCCCUCCAGCAACCUGCUCCUGGGCAGAGCGAAAGAAGUGAGCCCUGCACAGCUGGACAGUCAGACCCAGGCUGACCGUGAGGACUGGGAGAUGGUGUCUCGGCACUCGUCCUGGGGAGAUGUUGGUUUGGGUGAUGGUCUUGGGUCUCCAGUGUUAAGCUCUAAGCAGGGAAAGGACUGGGACAGAAGCAUGCUGGUGGAAACAAGAGGUCAGAAAGAGCGUCGUCAAGUUAGUGUCAGGUUCCAGGUCCAUUAUAUCACAAGUGCGGGUGUGCAGUUCAUCGCCGUAACUGGAGACCACGAGAGUCUUGGGAGAUGGAAUGCUUACAUCCCACUCCAGUGCGGCAGGGAUGGGUUCUGGUCUCGUUCUGUGUCCCUGCCGGCAGACACGGUGGUGGAGUGGAAGUUUGUGGUGGUAGAGAACGGAGAAGUUGCUCGUUGGGAAGAAUGCAGCAAUAGAUUCUUGGAGACUGGUCGUGAGGAUAAAGUGGUUCACAGGUGGUGGGGAAUUCACUGAAUUGCUUUGACAAACGGCCGAGGGACUAUGGGAGAACAUGGAAGGAGCUAAGGUCGUGGAGCACCUGGAAUAGUUUAAAAUGAAGGAAGUGUAACUUCAAAUCUAACCCCUCAGACUUGUUUCAAAUUUGCUAGUGGCUUUUGUCUAAUGUGUAUAGUGCUUCCAGUGAGCAUGGCAUUUCCUGUGGCAUUGCUGGAUGGAUUUAUGCUGAUCCAUCAUUACUUUAGGGCUUGGUUGUCUUGGGGAGUGGCUUGGCUAAGUGUGCAGUGGUCAGGGAGCACAGAAACCAACUUAACUGUGCAGGGUUUAGACUUGAGCCUUUCAGUGAUUCUUAGACCAGGGGAGUAAAACAAGCCUUAUUCAAAAAGAGCAGAUUUCCUACUGGUGCAGCUGGAGAAAUGCUCUCUUACACAUUUUAUAUUUAAAAAUCAUUAGCACCAUAUGGAACUGUGAUGAGAAAAUAUCUGGUCACUAGAUGUGAUUAGCCAGGGUAUGAAGCAUUGCGUUAAGAUUUCCCAAUUUUUUUUUUUUUUUUUUUGCUUGAUUUUACUUGCCAUGUAUGGUUUGAAAGUAGCAAGUAUGUUUUUGUCUUAAUGAUCAAAGGCUGGUGUAGAAACAGGGGCCUAAUCAGUCUUUUACUGGGAGCAGUCCAAGAGGAAAGAGAAGACGAAGGGGGUUAUGGUGGAUGCUGAGCAAGGUGGUCUGACUGAUGCCUCUUAGAGGGCUGGGGGCUAGGCACAGCCCACUCGAGGGUGGGGCGCCCCAUCAUUUCCUGGAAGGGCCUUUGGAGGACUGUCUUGCCCCACUGCUCGUCUCACAGCAGAUUUGGGCUCACAGAUGGAUGGUCCCACAGCAAUCAUUUCACUGUCUUCCCUCUUCAUGUCGGUGACGAUCUUGGGUAACAAAGCUGUAACAGGAGAGUGAUACAGAAAUACAUCUUUGCCCUGGGAAGAAACAACCUUUUAAACUUAGCCAUUAUAACUGAAAAAAAUAAUAAAACCUGAGUUUAGUAUCUUUAUUAAAUGUCUGAAUUAUUUGUAUAAGUCUUAGUACCAUAACCGAUUAGAUGUAAAAUAAAAUACGAAUAUUUUUCUUCACUAAUGACACAGAAAAAAGGGCAAACAUCAAGAGGCAUAUAUCCUGUUCUCUUCCCUUUAAAGCUUUAGAAUAUUUCUUUUAAAACUUUCCCUUUGUUUGGAAGGAUAUUGUGCAUGCCCGUACUUGAAAAUUCUAUGUUAAAACAACUUUUUAUUAAGUGUAAUAUUUAUUGGCAAAACGACAUUUAAUCCUGGAUGGUCUUUGCUAAAAAGAGCAUCAACUCAACUGAAGAUAGUGUUAGAAAGUGCUUCAGUAACUUUUUUGGCUCAGAAUACUUUUCCUUUAAUUCACACACACACACUUUUUUUUUUUUUUUUUUUUACAAACUUCAUAAUGGAAUUUUAUAUUCCUUCCAGUCAGGUCUUCAGAAGACACUGACUUUUACUACAUAGAAUACCCAAGCGUUUCUAUUAGGUAAAGUUAAAAGUAGAACAAUUUAUAGGAAAAACCUGUUGAGAGUUCUGUCACUAGCUAUUUUAUCAUUAUCUGAUGAAGUAAAAAUCUUUCAGUAAAGCCAGCUGAUUUAAGAGAUACAUAUUAAUACUAAAUUUUACAUUUUUGAAACUCAUUUAAAAUCAGAUGUGCUUAGAGGGAAAAGUGGGAGGGCCGUGGGAAGACUUGGCAUCUGCACUUAUUAGGCUGAGCGUCACCUGCUGUCACAGGCCCCACAGUGCUUAAGCCCCGCUCACUAAACAGCAGUGGGCGCUCCUGGCUGGAGGGCUGCUUUCCCUGCAGAUCGUCACCCAGGCCUCUGUCCUGUGGCUCCUCUGUCCCCUAGGACCUCCCUCUCCUCUGUAACCAGUCCGUGGAAAGGGAAAUAAAAGACUCCACUAGAACUCAGGGCCAGAGGCUGCCCCAGACGGCUGUGUCCUGGUGUCAUUACUGAGGCCCGGU
This is a messenger RNA of Budorcas taxicolor (takin), 2997 nucleotides long. RefSeq names its product starch binding domain 1 (gene STBD1). Gene Ontology annotation, cellular component: membrane. Lineage: Eukaryota; Metazoa; Chordata; Mammalia; Artiodactyla; Bovidae. The transcript is spliced from 2 exons. The coding region runs from base 4 to 1005 and encodes 333 amino acids. Gene Ontology annotation, molecular function: glycogen binding; starch binding. The record is from RefSeq and is a predicted model, not a curated record.